ACCAAAUAUAGAGACGAGGACCAUACUCCGAGUGAUUGUUAAUGAAAAUGAUAUCAGAAAAGUCACACUUCCUGAGAAACCACAGACCGUUGAGUCACUGUUGGAGCAACUUGAAGAGAAGCUGGGACUUACAUACAAGUUCUCCAUACAAUUUGAGGAUCCUGACUUUAACAAUUCUCUAGUGAAUCUUACUGACAUUGCUGACCUGCCAGAUAAGCCCACACUGAAGAUUGUCUCUGUGACGACACCAACACCUAGUACAGCAGAGACCGAAAUCCUUUCUGUGGCAUCUGAUGACCCUUCAAGUCAGAGUAAGCGAACCACAUGGCCAGAACCAUUUGAAAUCCCAACAUUUCCUGUUGACGUUGAAUAUAGGUUACGUCAGGGAAACCUACAUUACAUGCAAGAUCAGACUUAUCUACAAGUGUCUGGAGUGCUGAAGCACGAGAUCCUACACAAACUCUCAGAGACAAUAUAUGGUUUCAAAGCCUACCCAGACAAAGAAAAUUUUGAGGAGGUUGCUGCUGCACUAAUUAAAAACAUCCCUGCCUUACCCAGCCUGGCUCCUCUAAGGGGUGGAACGGGUGGUAUGAUAGCCUCAGGUGGAAAAUGGGUAAUUACCGUUCAAAACUGCGACAUGCUGGGUGUUUAGAGGUAUCCGUAAAUGGUGGAAAAAGAAGAGGACAACAGCUUCAGAAAAACAUCAAAAGACCGAAGAGGUAUGAAGUCAAUUUUCUACCUGAUUACCCUGAUGGUGAAGAUGAGUCCAGCUUGGAAACCAAAAGGAAAGAGAUGGCAGGGGAAAUAAAAAAACGUUGACCUAAUGCUGCACUGAUAGCCCAGAAUAUGAAUUUUACGUUUGCAUUACGUAGAAAAGAACUGAUAGAGAACGAACCUGCUGUGAAGGAUACCUUGGACAGGUGGCCAGCACUCUUCAUGGAGAGUCAGAUUGUGGGGGAGUUUAGUCGCAUAUCUGGCAAAAACCUACAAAACGAAUUCUUCCAAAAACUGGACGGUUUUAUUCCACGCUUCAUUGAUAUCUUCAGGACCAAAGGGGGAGAUAUUGGGUGUAAACUUAAGAAGAUCCUGUGCCAGAUUGAUGAUAAAUCUGACAUCAGUGGCAGAAGAACAGCAGUUCUUCAUGGCCUUCCACUGCUCCUUGGAGAGGACCCCACUGAUUUCUACAAGACAUGUUUUGACUGUGGUGAUGAGGAACACCAGGCCAGCACUUCAGUUUGCAUACUGACUGUGAUUCCUGAGGACUCUAAAACUGUACCUUAUUCACUGCACCUUGAUGCCACAUCCACAGCCAUAGUUUUGGAAGGCACAGUUGUACUGGAUGACAUAGGAAAUCUUCCCCAAGCCAUGUGCCUGCUUUUUGGGCUCAUUUAUGCUCUAAAUUUAAAGUAUCCUCUGCUGCUGAAGAACACAUUUGAUUUCAUUCAAAGGGUGAUUAUGUCACUCGGCCACAAGUCUCUCAAACCGAAAAUACAAUCCCUGAAAAAUCGCCUAAUGCAGUAAAAUUUUUGAGUUUAAUUUCUUUAAUAAGACCUACAAAAUUACUGAAAUCCAGUACUGAUUUUUUUUUACGGAGUCUUCAGUGUGAAUUGUGAAAAAAAAUAUUUCCAGAGUGCAGAAUGUGCAUUUAUGCUUUGAAUAUGCAGUUGUUGAUUUCAUGCCUUAAAGGGGACAUUCCAUGAAAAUCAGACUUUUUCCAUGUUUUAGUGCUAUAAUCGGGUCCCCAGUGCUUCUACCAACCCAGAAAACAUGAAAAAUAGCAACCCUGUAACUUAAGGCUCUCUCUGCAAGCAUGUGAAUAAAUAGGUCAUGCGGAUUUCGCUCCCCCCAUGACGUAGGUAAGGGCUCCUAAUAAAAUGAUACCGCCCCUUCAAGUGCGCUAUCCAACCAUGAAGCUACCUCGAGUGAGAGUGACCGAGAGAAAGUAUGACUGACAGCAUGAGGCGUUUGUAUUCCCUCAAACACAAACAGGAGCCUACAAUCUUAUAACUUGUAGUUUUAAUAUUUCUAAAGAUUGAAUUAACGUUCUAAAGGAUUAACCUGCAAGAGAGAGAGCGAGUGAGUGAGAGAGAGCGAGUAAACGAACGAGAGAGAGAGAGAGAGAGAGAGAGAGAGAGAGAGAGCAACGCGACGGUUCGCUUUCAAGUAAGUUAUGUUUAAUGUGUUUCUCUGAAGUUUAUAUGAAUGAACACGAGGAUUAAUGCACUGCACGAGACAGAGUAAGAGAACAGCGCGUAUUCACUAUCAUACACAAUAAGUAAAUAUGUUGUUUAAUGUUUCUCUGAAGUUUCAAGUGAAUACGAGGAGUAACAAGAUAGACGAGAGACUGACAGAAACGCGAAUGUGUUCAAUCACAAUAAACUUAAACAUGUCAUGUGAUCUGUUUCUCUAAAGUUUAAGCAUUAAACGUGUUGUUUUAUUACAAAUCAUUUAAAUGUGCUCGUGUGGUUUGGUCAAAAAGUUUACUUCUGAGUGUUUGUGGAAGUGUAAUUUAUUGUAACAUGCUGAAAAUCAUUGUGCCUGUUUAAAACACUGGCAGCAUAUGAGACCUAAAAGUCUUUAUUUUUAUUCCACAAUGUUCCCCAUCUACUGAUAAACAUGUAUUUAGUAUGCAUAAAACAGAUGAUUGACUUUUUAAACUUGUUCAAAUAUAUAAUGCUUAACAUCGCUCACUAACUUCUUUCGUGAGAGAAUCUUCCUCGAUGCUUUGUCAUGUCUACAGGGUGAGCGCUUGAGACUCCGCCCACCUGAGCAGCUCGUUUGGAUUUAAAGGGAUACACACAAAAACGGUGCAUUUCUGCUCAGACCCAUAAAGUGCCUUUUUUAACAUGCCACAAUAAAUUACCUAUAUGGUAUUUUGAGCUAAAACUUCACAUAAUAUACUCUGGGGACAUCAAAGAUUUAUUUAAUAUCUUAAAAACGUCUUGUGGAAUGUCCCCUUUAAGUAGGUCUUGAAUUAACAUUUUAUGUUCAUUCAAAAAUAAAAGAACUACUUGUGCCAACAGUCUGUGGCGUGUCUUUGUAUUAACAACUUAUAGGUUUGAAUUGAACCUGCUUAAGAAAUUUAAGGUAAUCAGUUUUCAUAUAAUCUCCACACAUUUUUCUAGUAAUUUGAACUAGCAGACAUGUUAUAGUAACUGUUUAAUUUGAGUUUUCUGUACUAAGCUGAAAUGAAACUGUAAAUUAGCUGAACUUAUCAUACUGAGUUAACUUUACUGAAGUUUUCAUAUAAUCUCCACACAUUUUUCUAGUAAUUUGAACAAGCAGACAUGUUGUAGUAACCGCUUAGUUUGAGUUAUCUGUACUAAGCUGAAAUGAAACCUGUAAGUUAGCUGAACUUAUCAUACUGAGUUAACUUUACUCAAGUUUUCAUAUAAUCUCCACACAUUUUUCUAGUAAUUUGAACUAGCAGACAUGUUGUAGUAGCUGUUUAGUUUGAGUUAUCUGUACUAAGCUGAAAUGAAAUCUGUAAGUUAGCUGAACUUAUCAUACUGAGUUAACUUUACUCAGGUUUUCAUGUAAUUUUUGUGUAUACAGAUGUUAACUGUACAAAGCUGUUUUUUGUUUUAUUAACU
Messenger RNA from Misgurnus anguillicaudatus (oriental weatherfish), 3593 nucleotides. The record is from RefSeq and is a predicted model, not a curated record. Lineage: Eukaryota; Metazoa; Chordata; Actinopteri; Cypriniformes; Cobitidae.